CCGGACGCGCUGUCCGACGACGUCGCGAUACGCGCGGCGAUGACCGCGGACCCGGCGUGGUGCCGCGAGACGAGACCGGCGCCGUUCGUCACCGUCCCGCUCGCCGUCGAGGAAGGCAUGCUGACCGGCACGAUCGACGUCGACGCGUCCGUGAAAGCGGCGCGGCCGGUGUUUCUCCCCGGGUGCCUCGCGCGCGCGCACAGAGGCGUGCUGUACCUCGACGACCUGAACCUGCUCGAGGACUCGCUCGCGAACGCGCUGUCAGUCGCCGUCGGCGGCGACGGCGUGAAUCGCGUCGAGCGCGAGAACAUGAGCGUAACGCAUCCGUGUCGGCCGUUGACGAUCGCGACGUUUAAUCCGGAGGAGGGGGACGUCCGCGAGCACGUCUUGGAUCGCUUCGCGAUGAUCAUCAGCGCGGACGAGACGUUCAGCGUGCGACAGAGGGUCGAGGGCACGAUCGUCGCGAGUCGGUGGCAGGCGCGUUCUUUCUAUGCGCCGGCGGCGGAGGACGAGGAGGAUCUCCGACUGUCCGUCGCGCUCGCGCGCGCGACGCUCCCGCGCGUCGUCAUAUCCGACGCGCAGAUCGCGUAUCUCGUCGACCGCGCCAUCGCGGGCGCGUGUCAGGGCCACAGACCGGAGAUCUUCGCGGCGAAGAUCGCGCGCGCGUCCGCGGCGUUGCGAGGGAGCGAGAGCGUGUCGAGCGGGGACCUGAACGUCGCCGUCGCGUUGGCCAUCGCGCCGCGGGCGACGGCGCCGUUGGACGUGUCUACGCCGCCGCCGCCGCCGCCGACCGCGCCGCCGCCGCCGCCGCCGUCGCCAAAGGCGGGCGAGGAAGAGGAGGAGAAAGAAGGGGAGGAGGAGGAGGAGGAGGAGGAGACGCCGCCGCCGCCGGAAGAGGAAGAGGAAGAGGAACGGGAAGAGGAAAAACAGGACGAGGAGAUCCCGCCCGAGCUCGUCUUCGCGCCGGACGACGCCGCCGCCGCGACGCUCGACCCCGCGCUCGCCGCGAUGUUCACGCAAUCGCUGCAGCGGAAACCCGGUCGCGCGGGCCGCGCGAAGAAGAACGUCGUCUUCUCGCUCGAGCGCGGGAGAUACGUCAAGCCGGUGUUCCCUCGUGGUGGCGUGAUCAAACGCGUCGCCAUCGACGCGACGCUGCGCGCAGCGGCGCCGCGGCAGCUUUUCCGCCGGCGACGAUUACGCCUCCCUCCGGAGUCGAAGCGCGUGAUCGUCGCCAAAGACGACCUCCGGAACAAGCGCAUGUCGCGCCGCGCGGGAUCGUUGACGAUCUUCCUCGUCGACGCGUCCGGGAGCAUGGCGAUGAACCGCAUGGCCGCCGCGAAGGGCGCCGCGUUGCGGCUCAUCUCGGAGAGCUACACGAAACGCGAUUCCGUCGCGCUCGUCGUCGCGCGCGGCGACGCCGCCGCCGUCGCGCUUCCGCCGUCCCGGAGCGUCGUCCUCGCGCGACGACGGCUCGCGGAGCUUCCGUGCGGCGGCGGGACGCCGCUCGCGCACGGGUUGGUGACGGCCGCGCGGGUCGCGAUCAACGCGGAGAAAACCGGCCGCUCUGGCGGCGGCGGCGGCGCCAGCCGCGUGCGCGUAGUGUGCCUCACCGACGGCGGCGCGAACGUCGGGUUAGACCGCUCGCAGCAGCCCGAAAACGAGCGAUGCGACAUCUCCGAGUACGUCCCCUCACGCGCGGCGCUGCGCGAGGAGGCGAUAGACGCCGCGAAGAGAGUAGGGAAGGCGGGCGUUUCCCUCCUCGUCGUCGACACCGAGUCGCGUUUCGCGCGGCCGCUCGAAGGGCGCCGCGGAGCCGGCCCGGGCGGCGAGAGGGAGGAGAGUCUGACGCGGACGAUCGCGCGCGCGUCCGGGGGGCGGUACUACCGACUUCCGAUGGCGACGACGAGCGGGAGGGAGGGCGCGGACGCGCUCCGGGGGAUCGCGAGCGGCGGAAGGGCGCGGUAG
Molecule: messenger RNA, 1965 nt
Organism: Micromonas pusilla CCMP1545
Lineage: Eukaryota; Viridiplantae; Chlorophyta; Mamiellophyceae; Mamiellales; Mamiellaceae
Exons: 2
Biological process (GO): chlorophyll biosynthetic process
Molecular function (GO): magnesium chelatase activity; ATP binding
Source: RefSeq, a predicted model, not a curated record